Mycena citricolor is the source of this 2179-nucleotide messenger RNA. NCBI's taxonomy places the organism in Eukaryota, Fungi, Basidiomycota, Agaricomycetes, Agaricales, Mycenaceae. The record is from the annotation of a GenBank genome assembly.
CAGGCAUCUGCUUCAAUCAUCGCCGUGUAAACAGAUCUGCGCUCGUGAUGGCAUGCGUUCCUCCAGAAACUCAGGUGUCUGCAUUCGAUCUGGAAUUCCACUGUAGGGUCCAGAUAAGACUCCCCGACUCCAGCUUCUUUAUGAAUCCGCGGGUCUGUGGUGAGACUCGUGUGUGAGACAGUGCGGGAAAUGAACGCGGGUUGAGCGCCAUAAAGGUGGGUUUGACCAUUUCUUCUCACAAAACUUUCUCCUUUUGCUGCUUCUAUCUUCCAUUUCAAACCCUGAGGUCUUCCUUUUACAAUGCCGCAGUCCGCUGCACUUCCCAAUCUUACGGGCUCUGUUGUUGACAGCGGGCGCCUCCGUCUUCACUCACUUGUCGGAUCCGGAGCAUAUGGCAAAAUCUACAAGGCCGAGCGGACCUCUUCUUCUACGAUCUGCGCGGUCAAGUGUCUGCGCCGCCCGAAACACUCGCGCCGGGAUGCCAAAUUUCAACAACGCGAGGCGACUCUGCAUCAGCUUGCCUCGGCGCACGAGAACGUCUUGACGAUGCACAGUACCUUCCAAGAUCGCGACCAUAAUUACUUUGUCUUCGACUACAUCGCUGGGCGCGACAUGUACCGCGCCAUUCUGAACGGCCGUUACCGCCGCAACGCGGAUCUCGUGCGGAGGGUCUUCGCUGGGAUCGUUGAGGGUAUCCGCUACUGCCAUUCGCAGGGCGUGUAUCACCGGGACCUCAAACCCGAGAACAUCCUGGUCGACAUCGCCGGCGGGAACCCGCGCAUCGCUGAUUUCGGGCUGGCCACGCACGAUCCGGUUUCAGACGACUUCGACUGCGGGAGUCCUGCGUACAUGUCCCCUGAAUCUUUCAAUGUGACCUAUACCGUGUCCUACCGUCCGCGGGACAGUGAUGCGUGGGCGCUGGCGAUCAUCUUGAUCAACAUGGUCACAGAAAUGAAUCCGUGGACCCGUCCUAUCCGAACCGAUCCGCGCUGGGUUUCGUAUCUCUCCGACCCGCUCAACUUCUUGCGUGAAAUUGUCCCGAUCUCGACACAUCUCAACGAGCUGCUAGUCUGUGCCCUCGACCCGCUGCCCGUUCGGCGUCCUUCGCUUCUCGAGGUCCGCAAUGAAGUGUUGGGAAUGACGGAGCUCUAUAUGUCGCCGGAGGAACUCAGAACGGCACCCAGCGCAGUCCAGCGCGCUGCCGGGGUCGCCGGGUUAGUGUGUGAUGAGAGUGACUGCAGCAGUGCUAGCGCAUCCGUAGCCGUACGACAACUCGUCCGGAUCCCUGCUCCUGCUUCUCCUCCACGGGCAGAGCCGCAAUCUCAUCUGUCGGUCGCGAAGGCUCCGCGUCGGGCGUCGACUCCCCGCUCCGACUGCAGCACACCGCAAGAGCUGAUCGUCGAGUUUCCGCUGAUGCCAGCACCUUCCCCGUCGGCUUCGUCCCUGUCGUCUUCGAUUCCCCAGCCGCAAGUUGCGUGGUGCCAAGAAGAUCUGGACUGGGAGUUCCGCCAGGACGAAAAGCGACAACGAAGUAAGCUGCGCAAACUGAUGGAUAAGGUCGGGUCGGUCUUUCGCAAGAAGGAGGAAGUGACUGCGCCGAAGGAUCUGGCUGUCUGUUGAGCGUCCUCACUUCGUGUAGGUGAGCGUCCUCACUUCGUGUAGUUACGGCUUACUUUGAUUCUACUCCACCUGUAUGUCACUGGGCGAUUUUUCUUCAACUCUUCGUGUCUUCUAAAAGCCUCUCAGGCCAAUAAUCAAUGCAAAACAGAUGCUCUUCCGGUUUAUGACUGCUCGCAUUUGUUUUUGCCUUUUAUUCGAUUGCAUCCCCGUCGUCUUUAUUUUGGAUUACGAUGAAACUCCAAACUAUAAUACCACAAAACUUCGAAUGUCAGACUUUCUACUCCUACUGAGUUCGUCUUCCGUCUUGCUGGAAGGCUUGUGCAUAUACAGUCACGGCCGUUUUAAAGGGCCCAACCCAAAUCGGGAAGGAGCCUGGGAAGUGCCGUCAACUGGCUGAUCACUGAAGUUUAGAUAGAAUCUGGGCCCUUGAUUGAUGUCUGGGCGGAUCCCAUUCCCAAAAUGGUAUAGGACUUCGGGCUCUGUCGGAACGGGUUGAUACGGAUGAUCAGAUCCUAAUCUUCAUUACGGACUUCAUGUAUGCACGUGUUUUCAAAUCUGA